CGAACAACAGCAAGCUGACCUAUGUCUGGGAACAGUUUCUAUUCCACUACGUCUCGGAAGGAGGAUUCAUUUACCUCGUUAUGGCGGAUGAUUCUGCUGGAAGACGUAUGCCCUUUACUUUCCUAGCCGAACUCCAACGCAAAUUCACUAGCACCGCACAACCGUCAUCAUCCUCCGACGACACCCCCGCGUAUGCGCUCCAAGGCACGUUCGGCCCCGUCAUUGCCCAGCUCAUGGAACAGUACAACACGUCGCCGCCGACUGACGAGCUCGCGCGUGCACAAUCUGAGCUUGCACAAGUGAAGGAUAUUAUGGUGCAGAACGUAGAGCAGAUCUUGUCCCGCGGCGAGCGGAUCGAGCUUCUCGUGGAUAAGACGGAUAACAUGGCCAGCCAAGCGACUGCUUUCAGGCGAGGUGCCAGGACGGUUCGGCGUAGCAUGUGGUGGAAAAAUACGAAGAUUCUGUCUCUUAGCGUCGUCGUCGGUCUGUUCCUUCUCUGGUUAAUCAUUGCUCAGUUCUGCGGCGCUGGUCUCAACCAGUGCUCUACCAAGUCAUAGCUCCCCUUCCCUGUACAAUACUCACGGCUCGACGUAGCCCUCUAAAUCGAAGAUUG
This is a messenger RNA of Phanerochaete carnosa HHB-10118-sp, 613 nucleotides long. RefSeq lists its product as uncharacterized. The transcript is spliced from 3 exons. Gene Ontology annotation, cellular component: membrane. The coding region runs from base 81 to 557 and encodes 158 amino acids. The record is from RefSeq and is a predicted model, not a curated record. Gene Ontology annotation, biological process: vesicle-mediated transport. NCBI's taxonomy places the organism in Eukaryota, Fungi, Basidiomycota, Agaricomycetes, Polyporales, Phanerochaetaceae.